AUGGUCGAAGUUGGAAGAAAGGCAGCAGAACCGAAUGAAGUGGGUAUGGAAAAGUACGGUAUGCCAACUGUAAUGGCUCGUACUAACGAUCACUGCCUGUACAAGGUGGAAUAUGGUGUUGUAAACACGGUACAAUUCAAGAAGAAAGAGGGCUCCCUUUGUCAAAAACAACCGUCGUACAUUCCCUGUAAGGCACGCAGGUACCUGGUUAUCAAGGAAAGCCAUGUUCGAGUGUUUCAUUACGGAAACCACACAUGCGCCGUCAAACGUCCACCACACUCUAGCGCAAAGGAGGAUAUGAAAGAAUAUCUUCGGAAGAAUCUAACCGUAAAACCUUCCCAUGUGCCAUCGGCCUACAUCCUAUCGAUGGUAAGCAAGUGUUUACCACCCUCUGCUUCGACGACAGUGAAAACGUAACUCUAAUUUGAGAGUUAUUCAAUGAAGUUUUUGAAAAAGUCUCGAGCGGCACCACAACGGUGUUCAAUCCAAUCGACUGGUGCACUGACAUGACCGGAUCCAAUCUUAGUGCGAUGCGAAAAGUAUUUGGAGAUAGUUCUGUUAAUUGCAUCAAGACAUGUGAAUUCCACUUCAAGGAGUAGUGGAUCUUCGCUGCCGGGAGCUUAGUACGAAUAAAGACACACAGUUUAAAGAUAUGUCAGUUAAACUUUUAGAAUGCGAGACUCCUGAAUAUUACGACGCCCUUAAAGAGCAGUAA
This is a messenger RNA of Pocillopora meandrina, 715 nucleotides long. The record is from the annotation of a GenBank genome assembly. NCBI's taxonomy places the organism in Eukaryota, Metazoa, Cnidaria, Anthozoa, Scleractinia, Pocilloporidae.